This is a messenger RNA of Hibiscus syriacus, 2646 nucleotides long. RefSeq names its product E3 ubiquitin-protein ligase MBR2-like. Gene Ontology annotation, molecular function: ubiquitin protein ligase activity. The transcript is spliced from 6 exons. The record is from RefSeq and is a predicted model, not a curated record. Bases 267 to 2450 code for a protein of 727 amino acids. Lineage: Eukaryota; Viridiplantae; Streptophyta; Magnoliopsida; Malvales; Malvaceae.
CCUCUCAAAAAUCAAUACCUGUUGUCACUGAGGUAGGUAUUUCUUUUGUGUUCAAUUAUUGGUUGGGGCUGUUGCUUGUGGACAUAUGUAACCCAGUAAAGCUAAAUAAAUCAGGAACUUCAGAACUUAUUUUAUUUCAACUACCAGUCUGAGUUUGUGGUCCCUUUAAUAUUUUGACCUGAGAAAUGGGAGCUUGAGUGGACAUUUGUUUUGAAAUUUGGAAUAAUAUUUGGCUUCUCUGAGAUAUUUGGAAUAUAUCUUCCCUGAUGCAAGGUCAGGGGGGCACCGUUGACUCCUUUCCUGAAACUGUUAACAUUGAUGAGGGGUCUAGUCCCAAUGACACGAGUAUUGGUCAACCAAAUUCUUUGCAUAACAUGCUGAAUCCUGUGGAAAAUCGGUUAUCCAAUUAUGCAUUGUCUUCCGGUGGGACAAUGCAUGGAAACACUACUACUCCCAACGUUCAGAGCUUUAGUGGCUGGAGUUCUGGUGAACCAAGCUCUAGAUUGAGAAUGCAAAACCAGGUGAUGCAGGAUGUUCUAAAUCACCAGCUUAAUGAUGAUGGAACAAAAAUAGAGUGUAGUUGGCCUUCUUAUGGUGCUCAUUUUGUGGCUGCUCCAAGGUCAGAAGAAAGGCGGAUUGAACCAGAAAAUGUCAUUUUUCCUGGGAGACUGCAUAAUGGUAGAAGUGGCAAUCAGGUCCGGAGUGGGCCCAUAUUUUUGCAAGGUUCAAGCUCUAAUCAUAGCCAACAAAAUGUGAAUCUAAAUGAAGGGUUUAUUAGCAGAAGUGGUAAUGGAAGGCCAGGCAUUGGAACUGGUAUAAGUCUCAAUGUCCAUAACUCUCAUGGACUAGAAAGAGAACUGAUAUCUAAUGCCAGUGUUUCUUCUGAUAAUGUUGGUAGUUCAUCUGGAAGCUCUAAUCAUUUGGGGGAGGAAAAUAUUGAUGGUUCUGGCUCUUCUUUGGGCAGUUGGGGUUUAUCCUGCAAGAGGAAGGUCCUUGAAGGUACUUCUGCACAGUCUUAUUCUGCUGGUGCUUCAAGUUGUUUUCAACAAAUGGAAAAUGCUGCCUGGCAUGCUGGCCCCUCUCAUAACGAUGCUUCUAGCAGCUUGAGUUUAUCAACACCCUCUUGGAAUUUCCUUAAUGUUGGUCCCCCUGAUCAGCCGAAUCCAAGAGUUGGGCUUGGUAUGAGAGGAGCAAUUAGUGAUGCAUUUACUUCUAGUGUAAGAAGAGCAAAUACAGGAAACCAACAAGAAUCUUUACCGUAUAGUUUAUCAUCAACUGGGGUUGCUGGGCAUUCUAGUUUUGGCUCUCCUGGUCAUCCUAGAACUGCCUCAUUUGGUGACUCUUUAGACUUGAGAUCCACCGGGGCAAUAGCUGGAAAUUCUAGUUCUGUGCCAACUCAACCUCAUAUGAGGAUUACUACUGUUGUGCCAAGAAAUGUGAAUCCUUUCCCUUGGAACAGCACUUCCAGUUUAAGAGCUGCCAACCCAUCAAACUCUACUAAUUUUGGAGAGAGAGCUGCUGCAUUACAGGAUGAACCAAACAUAAGAAAUAUCCCAAGAAACAAUCCAGAGCAUGCCAUGUUUGUACCAGCAACCGAUAUGAGAAAUGUAGCGCAAGAGUCAACAGGUUGGAAUUUGACUUCUGGAGGAGGUCUGCCAUCUUCUAGUCGACCUGGGCCUAGUUCAAGCACCCAUCCUUUGCCCAUUCAUGCCUGGAUUCCUCCUCACAACCCACCAUUGCAUAAUCAACAAAGGCUACCAGAAUUUGCUCCAUGGUCUUUAUUUCCUCCAAUUGAUUCUGAACCUGGUGGUUGUGGUGGCCAUUUUCCAUCAUUGUCUUCAGGCCCGUCUGCUUCCUCACGAGAGUCGGUGGUGCCAUCUGGAUCAAACAUUCAAGGUAACAAUCAACCAUAUCCAAGGUCAGCAUUCAUAUUGGAGAGACAAGAUGAUGAUGUCCUGGGGAUGCCCCAAUCAUUGCGAGCUUUGGCUGCUGACAUCGAAGGGAGACACCGGCUAAUAUCUGAGAUACGCCAAGUCUUGAGUGCCAUGCGUAGAGGAGAGAACUUACGAAUUGAGGAUUACAUGGUGUUUGAUCCGUUCAUAUAUCAUGGUAUGGCCGAAACACAUGACAGACAUAGAGACAUGCGACUUGAUGUUGAUAACAUGUCGUAUGAGGAAUUGUUGGCAUUGGAAGAACAGAUCGGAGAUGUUAGCACCGGGCUGAAUGAGGAAACCAUUCUGAAGUUGAUGAAACAGAAAAAGUGUUCAUCAACCACAACAGAAUCCACCCAAGAAUUGGAACCAUGUUGUAUCUGUCAGGAAGAAUACGCAGAUGGGGACGAUACCGGGAUACUAGAUUGUGGACAUGACUUCCACACAGACUGCAUCAAACAAUGGUUAAUGCUCAAAAACCUGUGCCCCAUUUGUAAGACAACAGGCUUGCUCAAGUGAGAUCAUGUUGUCGGACCCAAUAAUAGGGUUAUUAUCUAAUUCGAACCGGCUUUGCUUACCCUUGAACUGCAACUUUCAAGGCGACAGAGCAGCUGUUAAUGUUAUGAAUUGCAGGAUGAGUUUGUUCAAUAACUUGCAUAAAGCAUGAUGACAAUGAUGAACAUACCUGAAAUAAUAUGGUAUUUUAUUGGUAUUA